GAAAGCAGAGUGAUGGGAAUGGCUUGCUGCCUAUGCAAGUUUGGUACAUUGUCUUUGAGGUCACGACCCUUCGCCCCUCCCUCUUACCCUUUUCCCUUCACAUUUUUACCCACCAAACGCUGCUUUGUCUCUUCUUCUGCUUCUGCGUCAGCAACGUUCACGUGGGACGAUGUUUUUCGCGUAUCUGAAUCUCAAACAGAGGAUCACUCUCGUUAUCUCCAAGGAUACUUCCACAAAGUCCAUCUAUGCAAUCGUGGUUCUGAGAAACAAUCUGAAUUCCUACCAUUUGUCAUUGAGGACAACAUUAUCGGAUUCAUUCACAAUGGGUUUGUGGAGCAUUUGAGGGGAUUUGGUGAUGUGUUUAUUUUUCCCAAAGAUAAAUACAAUGGAGGCUCCUAUGGUGACUGUGUUUCAUUGCAUCCAAUGCUGAAGACAGCAGAGGAAAGAACCAAUGCCGUUGGAUAUGUAAUAGAGAGUUUGGGAGAGGAGCAUGUUCCAGGUAUACGAAAUGAGCUUUACCCUGUGACAUCGUCAUUUGGGGCACCAAUUUUCUUUUCAUUAGAACGUGCUGCAGCUCCUUAUUUUGGCAUAAAGGUCUAUGGAGUCCAUAUGUGUGGCUAUGUUGAACUGGAUGGGCAGAAGCACCUAUGGAUAGGGAAGAGAAGUGACAUGAAACCUACAUAUCCUGGAAUGCUUGAUCAUCUAGUUGCUGGAGGACUGCCGCAUGGUAUUGAUUGUCAGGAGAAUCUUAUAAAGGAAUGUGAAGAGGAAGCAGGAAUACCCAAGUCCAUCUCUAUACAAGCGAUACCUGUCAGUGCUGUUUCAUAUAUGGACAUUGAUGGGGAUAGAUAUAAGAGAGAUGUUCUAUUCUGUUAUGAUUUAAAACUUCCGAAAAGUUUCAUACCUAAAAAUGAAGAUGGAGAAGUUGAUAGCUUCAAGCUGAUCCCUAUUACGCAAGUUGCAGAAGUUAUACGCAAGACCCAGUUUUUCAAGCCGAAUUGCUCUCUGGUGAUCAUUGACUUCCUGUUUCGCCAUGGAUACAUCAGUCCUGAACAUCAAGGAUAUUUGGAUCUCUUACGAAGCUUAAGAAUAGGAGAUUGCUCCUAACACAGAAAGCAUCAUGACUAUUCACCGUACCAAGCAUUAAUCUGUUUUUAUGUUUCUUAUUGUUAUCCUUUGUAUUUGUCGGUAAAACUCCAUAAUAGUUAAUUCAGUACUAUAUCAUUCUCAUGGAUUUUACUUUUCCAGUGAUAUCGUCUUCAAUUUGGAUACUUGUUUUGUACUUUCAUUUUUCAAGGGCUAGUGUGAAAGGACAAUUGAAACAUUAAAUAACAACUGUGUUCAAAGAAUUUUU
Abrus precatorius (Indian licorice) is the source of this 1354-nucleotide messenger RNA. Its product is annotated as nudix hydrolase 20, chloroplastic-like. Gene Ontology annotation, molecular function: 8-oxo-dGDP phosphatase activity. The coding region runs from base 13 to 1107 and encodes 364 amino acids. NCBI's taxonomy places the organism in Eukaryota, Viridiplantae, Streptophyta, Magnoliopsida, Fabales, Fabaceae. The transcript has 9 exons. The record is from RefSeq and is a predicted model, not a curated record.